Molecule: messenger RNA, 813 nt
Organism: Lodderomyces margitis
Lineage: Eukaryota; Fungi; Ascomycota; Pichiomycetes; Serinales; Debaryomycetaceae
Gene: DAM1
Product: Dam1p
Exons: 1
Coding region: 1-813 (270 amino acids)
Biological process (GO): mitotic sister chromatid biorientation
Cellular component (GO): DASH complex; mitotic spindle polar microtubule; mitotic spindle pole body
Source: RefSeq, a predicted model, not a curated record
AUGGCUCCCUCGCGACCCACCACACCUAUUGGGGAAAGAAGGCAGACUAAUAGACGUCAUCUGAGGAGAUCGUCUGGGAUACCGCUACCAGCACAGUCACCGCACCAUUUCCCAAUUGAUCCGGAUAACCUCCCCAUGGACUGCCCUGAAAUCGAAAACAAGUUCAAGGAUAUUGCCGAUGGAUUAGAAGAUUUGGAUGUAAAUAUUAGAGAUCUAAACCAUAUACAUGAUGCAGUGUCAAGCCAAUUCAAUGAAUCUUUCGCAAGCUUCUUAUAUGGGCUAUCCAUUACCAUGUGGUGUGUUGACCUUCCCAAGUGCCCCUCGCGGAGGGCCUGGCAGCGAUUACAAAUGAGAAAGAAGAAGAAGGAACAUAUUGCCGAAUUGAAGAGGAAAAUAGAAGAAGCCGAAAGAUUGAAUGUCGAAUUGAAGGAAAAAGUAGCUAAAGAAACGAGGCCGAUAAGGCAUUCCCGUCCAAUGAGUGCUCAACUCCCAUCGUUAUCGUCAUCGUCAUCGUCAUCAUCUAAACGAUUUCGGACUAACAAUGAAAAUAUCAAGCCUGUGACUAAUUUUUUAAAGAAACCGAAUGUCGCCUUCACGCAAACGUCCAAAAUACCCCAGCCUGUAUCGGGACUGCUAAGGACUCAUGUAGUGCAACCUACCUCGAGCAAUCGUGCUCCAAAUUUGAACCAACCACCCAGGUACAUGCGUGGACUCUUUAACGAUGGGAUGGAUGUAACUCCGGCAGGGCAAAGAAGUGGGGCACAGACAAAAAAGCGGCCCCAAAGCUUGAGUCAAAGGCCGCCAUUUAGGUAA